Acanthosepion pharaonis is the source of this 1779-nucleotide messenger RNA. The record is from the annotation of a GenBank genome assembly. Lineage: Eukaryota; Metazoa; Mollusca; Cephalopoda; Sepiida; Sepiidae.
AUGUCCCUGAAAACCGAGAAUGACAAAACUGACAUGGUGAUAGGAAAAUGCGGGCAACCUUCACCCAUGGUUUCAAUCUGGAAAUGUUUUCUCAAAUUGUGGAUUGAAAAGAACAAAACAAGCUUGAGUAUCAUUGAUGGAGCCAAACUACAGUGUUGCCGAAAAGCCCUGACCGGUAAAUGCCGAGAUCUUUGCAAGAAGACAUUCAGCAGUUUGUGGGGUGACAGUUCCAAAGCUUUCCACACAGAAUGCCUGACACCCAUGCAGUCCCUUGUUGACCCAAUGGAAUCACCAAUGCAGAUGUGUAUUAAACAAGUGGAUGAGCCUUGCAAACUCGGAUGUGAUGGCUUGCAAUUCUGCACAAAUUUUAACAACCGUCCAGUGGAAUUAUUUCGCAGUUGCAAUGCCAAGGCAGAUAACGCGGCUAAAUACGAGCUUCGACAUUGGCAGAAAGGAGUCAUCAUUCUACCACAGAUGCGAAUUCCUGUCAAAGAUAUUAAAAAAUGCAAAUACGAUAUGUGGAAAGCAAUUGCAUGUGCUUUGCAAGUGAAACCGUGUCAUGGAAGGCCAACUCCUCUCUCAAUUUGCAGGGAAGACUGUAUUUAUAUCCUGAGCAAAUGUAUCAACUACAGAGAUCUGCCCCGAGCCAAGAAUGUCUCCAUGUUGUGCAGUCCCCUGCCAUCACGGUUGGACAGCUAUAAUUCCUGCGUCUCCAUCAGCAAAUACCUGAAACCAAGUCCUCACCAUGUGAAGCAGGAAGAAGUGACAAACCCUUGCAAAUCAAACCCUUGCAAUGACAGCCAUAUUUGCAUGGUAAACCGACGUAAAUGCAAACACCCAGAGAACUGCCGACCUUACGUGUGCAAACCUGCUUGUCCAAUGGGAGAAGUCUCCCUCCUGAAGGUGCCACGAGGGUCGUAUGUCCGUUUACCUAGCAAUGAUAUUUCCUGCUCCAAGGUUUGUCACUGCAGCCACAAGAAUAAAAUUGACCACUGCCAACCUCUUCCUUGUGUCAAAACAGAGAACUGUGUACUUCAGCUUGGUCAUAUAAAAAUGCAAAAUGUGGCAUUCAUGUCACAGUGCAAUUUUUGCACCUGUUAUGCAGGAAAAAUCAUUUGUACAAAACGUCAGUGCGUGAGGCCAAAUGAGAAAAGCAUUCAAUCAUACACUGGUCUUCCUUGUAAUUGCAAACCACAUCAUGCACCUGUAUGUGCUCGAAAUGGCAAGACUUAUCCAAACAGGUGUUUGGCUCUGUGUGCUGGAUUUAACGAAGGUCAGCUUGCAUAUGGAAACUGUUCCCUUGUCAAUCCAUGUGCCAAAGUCAAUUGUGGUGCAAAUUACAGGUGUAUUCCUCGGCGCCAGGUUUGUCUUGGUUCUCAAGAUGUCCCAUGUGAACAGUAUGUCUGUGUUUUCAGAACGCCAACAUGUAGUAACCAUUAUCACCAACCUGUAUGCGAUACUUUAACUGAGGAAUUUACAAACCUCUGUAUGCUACAUAACCAUGGCAGGGUCUUGGCAUACUGGGGUCACUGUUGGGAAAACUGCAGAACAAAAGGAUUUGUUUGUGGUCACAAUGGGGAAACCUACAAUUCAGAAUGUGAAGCGUUUGCUCAUCGCACAACUGUUGAUUACCUGGGGAUAUGUCGAACAGUUGGGCAGCUUUCACUUCAAGACCAACAGAAUUCGCAGUGUUUCAAUAUUGAAUGUCCAGAAAUCCGUCCAAAAUCCUGCCAACCACUCACUCCCCCUGGUGGCUGUUGUCCAAUAUGUGGUCAGUAA